AUGCAACGCUUACAACAACUUGAAAGACACAUAAGAGGUACCAAAAGCAAAAAAGACGAGGUGACAGAGAAAAAUCCAGACGAUGUGGUGAUUGUGGCUGCAUAUCGAACAGCAAUCACGAGGGCGGGUAAAGGUAAAUUCAAGAAUUUGAACUCAGACGAGCUUCUCAUGAAACUAGUGUCUGCAGUUUUGCUGAAAGUUAAAGUAGAUCCAAAGUGGAUCGAGGAUGUGAGUGUGGGGAAUGUACUUAAUCCGGGAGCUGGCGUUAAUGAGCAUCGUGCAGCGAUUAUUGCUGCAGGUGUGCCAGCUGAAGCUCCGUUUAUUGCUUUGAACAGACAAUGCUCAUCGGGACUUAUGGCCGUUAAUGAUAUUGCCAACAAGAUAAUCACAGGCCAGAUAGACUGUGGAUUGGCGGCAGGUGUGGAGAGCAUGUCCAACAAUUAUGGACCUCAGGCAGCACCCCACAUCUCGGAUUCGGUCAAGAAUGCCUCAAAUGAUGCAAAAAAUUGCAUGUUGCCUAUGGGAACGACAAGCGAGAAUGUGAACAGUCAGUAUGGGUUGACAAGAUUGGAGCAAGAUCAGUUUGCCGCCUCCUCAUACCAGAAGGCAGAGAGAGCUGUGAGGUUGGGAUUGUUCAGAGAUGAAAUUUUACCUAUUACAAUUGAGGAUCAAGACGAGGACGAUGGGGAGGAAUAUGAGGAGGAGGAUGAUGAACAAGGGCGGCAAAAUCAACAGAAUAGCAAUAAUCACAAUAAAUCAAAGCCAUCAGUACACCGCCAGAUUGUUGUCAAGGAUGACGAGGGACCAAGACCAAACGUUACUGCCAAAUCUCUUUCUAGAUUAAAGCCAGCUUUUAAGAAAGAUGGAACAUCCCAUGCCGGAAACUCAUCACAGAUCAGCGAUGGUGCAGCAGCAGUAAUUUUGAUGAGAAGAGACAUGGCCAUGAAGUCCGAGUUGCCUAUUUUGGCAAAGUAUGUGGCUACGGCGAUAGUUGGUGUUCCACCUUCUAUUAUGGGAGUUGGUCCAGCAUACGCGAUCCCCAAACUUCUAAAAAAGGUAGAGCUAUCGAAGGAUGAUGUACAAGUAUACGAGAUAAACGAGGCAUUUGCCGGCCAGGCACUUUUCUCCAUCAAUAAAGUUGGAAUUCCUAUUGGGAAAGUGAAUCCUCGAGGUGGUGCUAUAGCUCUCGGUCAUCCUUUAGGGUGUACGGGUGCGCGACAGAUCUGCACAUUGAUAAGGGAACUUGCCCCAGGUCAAAUUGGUGUUACAAGCAUGUGCAUUGGAGGAGGUCAGGGUGCUGCUGGUAUGUUUGUGAGAGAGUAG
Messenger RNA from Brettanomyces bruxellensis, 1323 nucleotides. RefSeq lists its product as uncharacterized. Gene Ontology annotation, biological process: phenylacetate catabolic process; fatty acid beta-oxidation. The coding region runs from base 1 to 1323 and encodes 440 amino acids. The transcript has a single exon. The record is from RefSeq and is a predicted model, not a curated record. Lineage: Eukaryota; Fungi; Ascomycota; Pichiomycetes; Pichiales; Pichiaceae. Gene Ontology annotation, molecular function: acetyl-CoA C-acyltransferase activity. Gene Ontology annotation, cellular component: peroxisome.